Eptesicus fuscus (big brown bat) is the source of this 1211-nucleotide messenger RNA. It is a transcript of the gene TSLP, whose product is annotated as thymic stromal lymphopoietin. The transcript has 5 exons. Gene Ontology annotation, molecular function: cytokine activity. The record is from RefSeq and is a predicted model, not a curated record. Lineage: Eukaryota; Metazoa; Chordata; Mammalia; Chiroptera; Vespertilionidae. The coding region runs from base 21 to 434 and encodes 137 amino acids.
CUCCAACCUAAGGCAACAGCAUGGUUUUUUUCAGGAAGAUCUUCACUUUGCAACUGGUAGGGUUGGUGCUAACCAGCAAUUUCACUGAUUGUGACUUUGAGAAGAUUAGAAUGGAUUACCAGAACAUCAUUUCUAAUGACCUGACGAGGUGUGCCCACUGCGACGCCACCGUCAGCUGUGACGAUCAGCCGGAUUGCCUCACCAAAAUCGAGCACCUCACCUUCCAUCCUACCCCCGGCUGCAAGUCACUCCCCGAGGGAUUAACCAGAAGAACGGAAGCUACGCUCAAAAACUCUUGCCCAGGCUACUCCCCAACGCAGAAAAAUAAUACCCAGGCAAUGAAGAAAAGGAAGAAAAGAGAAGACAAAAUAAAUGAAUGCCAGAAAAUAGUCUCAAACUUAAUAGGAUUGUGGGGUCGUUUCAUGCGUUUUUAAUAGAGACAAAGUGAACCUUCAUUGAAGUCAUAUUUCAUAGAAACAAAAUAAAUCAUCCUUAUUAGGUAGAUGGAAUGUUAAUUCUAUGACGUUUAAAAGAUCACUACUAGUUAUUUUUUUAAUUACAGAAGGGUUUCUUAACUUAUUUUUGUAAGCUUUUAUUGUUUAAUAUUGGUUUAUAAUGUGGGGGAGAUAUUACCCCUCAAAUGUCAGGGACACUUCAGUAGCAUUGAUGUCUGAGCCACUGGCUUUGUGACAGUAAUUCUCAGCUGGAACUACAUGGGCCUUAUUCAAGGGAAGAAUCUAAAAGUAUAGUAGAAGGAGAGCUAUCUCCCUUCUAAAAGAAAAAAAAAAAUUGAACUCAAGAGCAUAUGAACCUUUGUUUAAAAGGCAGGCAUUUCUUUCAUACUAAAAAUUUACAAAAGAAGGAAAUACGUAGAAGCAAAAUGGUACGCACAAAAAGCUGUACAUAUAGUGGAGCAAUUUGAAAGAAUUUCAUAUUAAUAUUGUGAAAAUAUUUAAGUUACAUUUUAAAAAUUAUGCAACAGAUAAGAGUGGUAUAUGCAAGCAGAUCUUGAAGAAGUGCAUUUGUUAAAGCUAAAAUAAUAUAUAUUUUUAAACUUAUGGAAUACAUUUUUAAUUUAUUGUAUAAGCACUUUUUAUUUUUUUAUUAAAUUUAUUGGGAUGACAUUGGUCAAAAUGAACAGUAAGCACUUUUUAAAAUGUACAUAUUGUUUUGUUAUUGACAUGGUACCUUUCUUAAUAAAAUAAUUCUCA